GAUUAAUGCAGCAUUCUUGCAUUGCCUUCAGAGGUAGACAAAGCCAGAAACAGAGAUACAGAUUGGGAAGAAACAAAUAUUCAGAUAAUUGAUAUAAGAGCUCACAGAUAUACAGUGGAUUUGAUAAAGAGAAAGAACACUUUUCCGCUAUCUUGUAAUGGAAACAAUCACUGACAAAUCCAGGGAUCAGUUAGGAAACACGGAUCAUAACCCUAUUUCAGGUGAGACACAAGCAGAUAAAGAUCUUGUAUCAUCGAUCAAAGAGAAGCUUGAAGCGGUUUCAUCUUUGAAAUCCAUCUUCAGAGUCCCAUUGAAACUCGUAGAAGCAAACGAGAACAUGUACAUCCCAGGCACAGUUUCUAUUGGUCCUCUCCAUCAUGGCAAGGAUGGUCUAAAGUACAUGGAAGAUCGCAAGUGGCAUUACCUGUUCACACUGCUGAAUCGACAACCAAACCAGUUAGAGUCAAGUUUGCACGAAUGUGUGAAUGCACUGAGCGAUUUAGAGAAGCCAGCACGGAAUUUUUAUGCAGAAGAACUGAACCUGAGAAGCAACCAGUUCAUCGAGAUGAUGCUAGUUGAUGGGUGUUUCAUCAUUGAGCUUCUCUUGAAAUAUGCUCUAAAGGGUAUAAGACGUGGUGGUGACCCCAUAUUUGUCACGCCAGGGUUGCUCAAUAGGGUGAGGUGUGACCUUGUAUUGUUAGAAAACCAAAUACCAUUCCUCGUUCUUCAAAGGUUGUUUCAAAUUGUACUCGUUCAAGUACAACAUGACCAGACCCUGACCCUCUCCGAACUUACCUUUCGAUUCUUCAGAAGAAUGUUGCCGGGGGAUAGGGAAUUUGUGAACGAGAAGUUUAGCCAAGAGGGUUACCAUUUUCUUGAUCUGAUUCGCCAGUGUUACCUUCCAAACUAUGCAAGAGUAGUGUCCAAGAAAAGUGUAUCUCAAGGUGAUCUUGAGUCAGCAACAAAGCUCAAGAAGGAUGGGAUUAGGUUCAAGAGAUCCAAAGCCAAGUGCUUACUAAACUUGAAAUUUGCAAAUGGGGUGCUUGAAGUUCCUCCCUUCACACUCCAUCAUUUCACAGAAAUGCUGUUUUCCAAUAUGAUAGCAUUGGAGCAGCACCAAAAUGAUAGUCAACCUUUCACAUCUUAUGCCCUUCUGAUGCAGGCCAUGGUGUGCACUGAAAAUGAUGCCAAGUUGUUCCACAAACUAAGGAUCCUGAUCAUGAAUAGUUACCCUGAGAAAGAAGUUUGUGAUCUGUUGAAGAGGCUUUGCAGAAAAGUGGAUUACGAGGAGGAUAAAUUCUAUUUUGCAGGACUGAUUGAACAAAUUUUGGAGUAUAAACGAGCCCCGAAAUCAUGGAGGAAGAUAUUGAAAUGCAAUUGGCUUAAAACUCGUACUACAUGAAUCACAUGUUGCAAAUUUGGAGGGCGUUGGUUUUUACUUGCAUAUAUCAAUCAAUAUGUUGCAUUAUAUCUUGGAGUGCUAAUGCGGAUAAUGUCUUCUGAGGUUUUCAAAGAGAUGCCUAAAGUUAAAUAAAUAUUUCUUUUUCGAUUACCGAAAA
Molecule: messenger RNA, 1559 nt
Organism: Vigna unguiculata (cowpea)
Lineage: Eukaryota; Viridiplantae; Streptophyta; Magnoliopsida; Fabales; Fabaceae
Product: UPF0481 protein At3g47200-like
Source: RefSeq, a predicted model, not a curated record